Molecule: messenger RNA, 1873 nt
Organism: [Torrubiella] hemipterigena
Lineage: Eukaryota; Fungi; Ascomycota; Sordariomycetes; Hypocreales; Clavicipitaceae
Source: the annotation of a GenBank genome assembly
UCUAUUUAUCCUUCUAGACGAGAUGAAACGGUGGUUUCGAAUUACUGCAUCCAUACAGCGCCACGCCGGGUAUAUACAGACAGCCUAUUUUGUGUCUGCCGUAGCUCCGUUCAAAGGAUAGAGAUGCCGGUGGAUAGAUUAUUCAUCCAAAUUAAUUAUUGCUGGUUAAUAAUUACUCCAAAUGCCCGCUUUUUAUCACAAAAUCCAAUAUUUUCAUUUUCAUCAGCUUCAAAUAUAAUUCUGUUGGUUUCCCCCUCCCCCCGGCCUUUUCUUUUUUUACUGGCGUCAUCGCCCACUAUCUUAGAGGCUGGGAUGCUGGUGCCGAUGCCGCAUUGGGCCUUGGCUCAGCGGACCAUCCGCGCUAAGGUGCCCACCCCCGCAGUGCGUCUUUGGGCACUUUAGCGUGCAUGACGCUGUUCAAGAUUCCAAAUCCAGAGACGAGGAGAGAGCCUUUCCCUCCCGCUCAGAAAAGACAAAAAGACAAAUCUUGUUGCCACCAGCCGUUUUCCUUUCUUGCAUCAUCAUCAUCGUCUCCUUCGUCUUUUGCAAUGUGAUUUUUUGUUACUACGAUUGCUUCCGACAUUUAAUUUCUCUCCGUAACCGCCCACCGCUUCCGACGCUCAACACCUUGACGAGCCGAGCUCUCUUGGUCGGAUUCCGCCACUUCCGCUCUCGAGCCCAACCACCGUCUGCGUACAAACGAGAAGCAACUCAAAGCUCUUCCACUACCACCGGAGGUGACACAAUUAAAGUACUCCAAGAGAAAAAUAUACAUGAAAUAUAAUACAAGCAUCUGCGCCCGUCGACCGUGACGACACAUGCCGCCGCCGCUAUGAACACUCAGCCAGACCCCGGCCUUAGCCAGGACUCUCUCAUCCGUGUCAUCGGCCCGCUUGCCGCCGUCUUUCUUUUAUGCUGCCUCGUUUCUUGUCUAUGGUACUGCCACCGGCGAAGACGACGCCCCUCCGAUAAUUACUACGACUGGCCGCGCGAGCGCCUUGUAGCUCCAGAUGGGAACCUCAUGUUCUAUCCCCGAGGCCGACGAGUACUGGGCCAGGGCAGGUGGAACGUGUGGGGGGGCAUGAGAUCGAAUGAGGGGCUCAACGAGUUGGGCGAAGCGCCGCCGCCCUAUGAAUUGAAGAGGAUCGCAGUGGCUGGAGCAGCAGCAAACGCUCAGGCCAAUGCGAAUCCCGCCGGGGGAGAUGCGGCCCAAGCCAGCAGCACUGAGGCCAGUCCGGGUGCUGGUGCUGGUGCUGCUACCGAGACGACUGGCGAUGCUCCCGCUGCGGCUGCUACUGCUACAGCUGCUGCACAUCCUGCAGAGCAUGUUCCAAGGCAACUUCGAGAUAUGGAAAACGGAGCCAUGCCGCCCGAAUAUGCAGAGCGGCCUGCCGAGCCGACGGUGCCGCCGCCCGCGGUUACAACAGACCGUCGAUAGGUGAGAUGUGAUUAUGGCAAUGGGCUAUGUGUAUUACAGGGGCGUUGAAAUUUGUUUUCCAUGAUUUUUAGAGAGAGUGGCGUUUGGGACCCGGCAGAUGGCUGCUUUCUUUUCUCUUUAGCUGAAGGCAGCGUGUAGCUCGUUGAUAUGAGAGUACCCUACAGGAUAUUGAACCGACAGACAGUGUAGAUGAUGGCUUUGCAUCAACAUAAAUUUGGCAUGAAGAAAUUUAUAUGUUAAACCUUGCGUUUCUCAUUAUUAAGCUGUCUCUUCCGACUGUAUUUGAGUCAGGUAUUCUGGCAUCUCUCUAUAAUACUUAAUUACCGAUGUACUGGAAUGCUGCAGCACACGGAAUGCGGACUCCUAUUGUCUGAGCUGCGGCUUCACUGCCGAGAGUGGAUAUUUUCGUUUUUUUCAACGACCAACGACCUCUCC